Molecule: messenger RNA, 1047 nt
Organism: Protopolystoma xenopodis
Lineage: Eukaryota; Metazoa; Platyhelminthes; Monogenea; Polystomatidea; Polystomatidae
Source: the annotation of a GenBank genome assembly
AUGGCCUCCGAAGCUUACUCACGCCUUUAUUUGUCAGGCUCCAGUGUUGAUGGUGAGUUAUGUCCUGGAGAGUCCACCUCUGCCGAGCCGAGAAUAAUGGUCAGCCAGGCCGAUGGACAUUCAUUAUCAAGGUACAGCCGACUAAGUCGAAGCCCCGACCGUCUGUCGCGCAUUAUGAGCAAGCGACGCACCAGUGGUGCCACAACGAGCCUCUUGGCUGUCAGCAAUGCUCCUCUUAACGACACAGGGCUGGGAAUCGAGUGGCUUGGGGGCUUCUCACCGAAAUCAGCAGCCACAUUAUCGAACAUUUCACCAACUGCAGCCACUUCUUCCGCCAUUGUCACUGUCGGCCGCAGACGGGCUGGCAGCCGAUGGGGUAGAGGACGUGAUGAUACUCGAGAUGAUGGCGCCAGUUUACGCAGCGGAACGCCUUUUGAUUGUUUGCAUGGUCAGAUUACCCAUUCAAAUGUCAACGCAGGUAGCGGAACGGCUCCCAAUAGCCUGAUCCUUGGCAACAGUUCACUGUCCGGCUCGAGAAACAGUUUGGCCAGAACAACGACUGCAAAUAGUGUGUCAGUGGGUCAGGGGAACUGGCGCAAGCUAAUGCGUAUGUCUGACGAAUUUUCCUGGAAUAUGCGUCUCUUAGUCGGUCAGGAGAGACUCAUUAGCAUGGCUUUGCUUCAAGUUACAACAUGGUUGCGCCAAGCUCGUCAGGUUGCAGGCAUGACUGGUCUCCUGAUCAUUCCAUCUAAGUCCUAUGAUGGUAGAGACCACAGCUAUGCAGUUGACAAGGCUUGCGCCAACAUCCGAAGCAACACCCAGAGAGAGGAUGGCAUACAGGUGAGCGUGACACAAAUGCAGGAACUUGCUGCAGAGAGGCGGCCGACUGAAACGAGCGAACGGAAGACGCUGGCUAGACCGGAGUCAACUAAUACAAUGGGCCGUAACAAAUCACCUCAAAAUAAUACUGGUCAGAGCACAUCUGCUUCUCAACAUGCCAGACGGUAUAGAAAGAAUGAGUCUAUUGCUGUCGACUCGUCCUCUUAG